UCCAGCGUGAUUCCUAUGUAUCUCCUAGAGACCAGCCCCCUGAAUAUGAGGGGUUCCAUCGGUAUGGUGCCCCAGUUCUUUCUGGUGAUCGGGGUCCAACUGGCUCAGAUAUUUGCCUUUCCUGAACUACUGGGCACCGUAGAAGGUUGGCCAGUCCUGGUGAGUUUGCCUGGGCUCUUAGCUAUCUGGCAGAUCCUUCUGCUCCCUUCCUGCCCUGAAAGUCCAAGGUACCUGUUGAUGCAGAAGAAAGAAGAAGAAGAAGCCAGAGAAGUCCUGAAGCACCUCAGGUUGCAGAGUGACGUCGAGGAUGAACUGGAGGAACUCCGACGGGAGGACCUUUUUGAGAAGGAUGAGAAGAACAUGAACGCCCUGCGGUUGCUGUGCUAUCGUCCACUCCAUUGGAACCUGGUUUCGGUGGUGAUCAUCGAAACAGGCCAGCAGCUUUCUGGUGUCAAUGUGGUGUACUAUUACGCCGACCGGAUCUACUCGAAUGCAGGAAUAGAAGAAAACCACGUUCAGUUUGUCACGGUGGGAACGGGAGCUGUGAACGUAUUGAUGACUAUCGUUGCGGUAUUUGUCGUUGAGGCCCUGGGACGAAGGAUUUUGCUUCUGGCUGGUUUUGGCAUCUGUUGUGCCGCCUGUACCAUGUUAACCAUUGCGCUGAAUCUCAAGGCGAUCUGGUGGAUGCCCUACAUCAGCAUUGCCUGCGUAAUCAUUUACGUCGUGGGACACGCCAUUGGCGCAAGCCCAAUUCCGAGCGUUAUGAUAAUGGAAAUGUUUCUCCAGUCUUCUCGUCCGGCUGCCUUCAUGGUGGGAGGUUCGGUGCAUUGGCUGUCGAAUUUCACCGUGGGGCUGGUUUUCACCUAUUUGGAGCAAGGGCUGGGCCCCUACUGCUUCCUCAUUUUUGGUGCCGUCUGUUUGGCCACCGCCGUCUACGUCUUUCUCAUUGUCCCCGAAACCAAGAACAAAACCUUUAUGGAGAUCAACCAGAUCAUGGCUAAGAGGAACGGUACCGAAGAUCCAGGCGAGAAAGACGAAUUGAAAGAUUUCACCGCCGUUUCCGUGCCGUACAGCAAGAAAAUGGAUGGAGAGAGAAGCAGCGCAUUGUAAGGUCUUGGCAACAGUCAAAUUUUUCCCCGUGUAAAGCCACCGAACAAUCUACCUUAAGCACCUCUGGCAUCUCCUCUCCUCGCUGUUGGACAAAAACUUAUUUCAAGGAGAAAACAGGGUGACCAAACUUUUGCCAUUUUUUUGGCCGUUGCCUUCCAAGUUGGGCCUGGAGUUAGCGAGAUUUUGCGUGGAAUAAGAUCCUGUUUUUGGAAGAGAUGCAGCUAAUCUGGGUGCAUGCUCGGGGGGAAAAAAAAAGCAUUUUCCAUCGGGUGGACUCUGAAAAAAAUUAUCAGUAUUUUGUUGUUGUUGUUCUUGAAUAGGGAUGCAUUUGGGCUCCCUUAUGUGGGAGCAUGUAUAUAAUUUUCACUUAAUAAUGUUGGGGCUUCUGUUUUUAGAUAACACCUAAUUUAACUGUGGAAAGAGUCUCCCCCUCUAAAUUUGAGAGGUGCAUUUUGUGACACACACACACACAACCCAGGGGUCUUGAAGAUGUGUUAGAUGAAGUGCCUUUAGUUAGUUAGAUGAAAUGAAAAGAAAUGGCUUUGUAAAUGGGUUAGAUUAAAAGCCUUAUUUUCCCAAGUCAGGCCAAUCCCUGGCUGUCUUAUUAUAACACAACUGCAUUUUGCAAGUUUUAUGCUAUACCACAGUGGUCUCUUUGCAAAGUGUUUGUUUCUGCCCCAAUGUUCAUGAGAACCACUUCUAAAUUUAACAAAACCAUCUCAACUUUUUGUUCCGGGUCCCAGGCGGUUAAAAAUUUGAGAUAGGAAAACAUUUCCUAAAUGUAGAAAGCUAGCCUCUCAAGGGGUUUCAUCUUAGCCAGGAUCUAACCAGGAUGCUAGAUAUCACUCAUGCAUAUUUUUUUUGGAGGCAGAUCUACAGAUCCCUGCAUUCAAGGUAAGCCUGCAGUGGAUUUAGAGGCCACCUUAAAAAUAAUUUCCACCCCAGGGGAUAUUUCUACACUGAAUUUAACUUGGGCUCCGAACAAUUUGCCAGUUUUCUAUUUCUUUUGUCGUUUUUAUUUUUGUUUUCCAAAACAGGUUGAUGUGUUUGUUUCCCUUGCAACCAGAAUCAACCCUUUUCAAAGCAAACCUGAUUAUUUUUUAAAUAUCCGCAAAUUGAGAAGUAGCCAAGAGAAUAUUGUACAUAUCUUGAAAUAGAUUUUUGUGUGUUUUUUUCCCUUUAGUUUCUUUUCACUGGGUAUUUUCCCCCCAAAGUAUGGGGGAAUUAUACUUUUGCACAAACAGGUGUAUUUUAUUUUAUUAUUUUGAGUGCUGCGAAAUAAAACAUAGUUGUUGGA
This is a messenger RNA of Notechis scutatus (mainland tiger snake), 2407 nucleotides long. Lineage: Eukaryota; Metazoa; Chordata; Lepidosauria; Squamata; Elapidae. The record is from RefSeq and is a predicted model, not a curated record.